AUGCCCAGACCUAGCAAGGCUUCAGACCUCUGGUUGACUCCGUCGGCACCUCCCAUUCGGCUUGAUCUUGAUGACAAGCACCGCGGCCAUUGUCCGGGGCCAUCUGGCGGUGAACAAAAACCUCGUUUGACCACCGUUUGCGAUAAAAGCGGGCCAUUCGGGCAGUGGAGCCCCGUCCUCCGGUGCCGUGCCUUCUCCUGUCGGUCGACUCGCGACUCUGACCCCUUUCCCCUGUGCUGGGUACCUCGAAGGAAGGUACGGGAGUACAUCGUAUGCUUACCUAAGACAAGUGGGUGCCUUCAGGAGAUGCCCAAGGCCUACGAGGCGAGGACCUUCCUAGCAGGGACUCCAGGGAGCAGAACAAGCGUAGCAAAGUUGACGGGAGCUGUCACCGUCAGACCAGGAGCGAACCGUCUUCCCGCUAGCCCAACCACCCCUCCCUCCGCUAGGUCUCUCCAACCCAACCCGUUUUCCCAUCGAUUUUCUCAUGACACUCGUUCAAUUCGAUGCCCAACCCUAUGGAAGCCCAGGAACGGAAGAAAAUACCACGUCUUUGAGCCCAACGGCGAUACGACGAUGAUGGCGACCAAGUAG
Messenger RNA from Colletotrichum orchidophilum, 594 nucleotides. RefSeq lists its product as uncharacterized. The coding region runs from base 1 to 594 and encodes 197 amino acids. The record is from RefSeq and is a predicted model, not a curated record. Lineage: Eukaryota; Fungi; Ascomycota; Sordariomycetes; Glomerellales; Glomerellaceae. The transcript has a single exon.